AUGACUGUGGGAUCCUUGUCCAAAGAGAAUGAUACUAAUGCGCUACGCCCAUCUCAGAACGAGCAUCUCUGCCGAGUUCGCGAAGCGGAUUUACGCCUUCGAAUACUGAUAGUCGGAUGCGGACUAGGUGGAAUGGCAGCUGCUCACUGUCUUGCCCGGGCCGGUCAUGAUAUUGUUAUUCUCGAGUCGGAAAGUGUUCUGGAAGAAGAGGGCGCUGGGCUACAGGUAUCCCCAAAUGCUUCCCGCUUGCUUACACGCUGGGGUCUAGCGAACAAGCUCGCAGAGGUGGCAGUUGAACCUCAGGGUGUCGCAUUUCGACGCUACGAGAACGGCGAGCUCGUCGGGUACGCGCGGUGGGGAAGUGUGAUGCGGCAAAUGCACGGGGCUCCAAAUUACCAUGUUCACAGAGCGGACCUACACAAACUGUUGCUUGACCUAAUAUCUACCUCUCCAAGAAUCAAGCUGAGACUGGAUGCACGUGUUGUGGACAUGAAUCCAGUCCCUGAUCCUCAAGUAUCCGUAAGGCUUGCAACAGGAGAGACUGUAAUUGGAGAUAUAAUAAUCGGUUCGGAUGGAGUGAAAAGCAUGGUAAGAAGCAUCGUUCUGGGAUAUCCAGAUCGAGCGGAACCCACCGGGGAUGUUGCCUAUCGAACAGUCAUUCCUGCAGACUGGAUACGGGAUGACCCAGAGUUGAAGUCUCUGAUAGAGACUCCCGAGAUUACUGCCUGGAUGGGUCCAAAGAAACAUAUGAUUGGGUAUUGUAUAAGAGCAAAGGGAGAGUAUAACAUGGCUAUGGUUCAUCAAGAAGGAUUCACGGAAGAACCAUGGUCGCCAGAAACCGACCCAGAUAAAUUAAGGCUCACUUUUGCUGACUUCGAGCCUCGUGUCCGCAAACUGCUUUCGCAUGUCACAUCUACUCUCAGGUGGAGGCUAACAGACCACGAUCCCCUCGAAAGAUGGAUACAUCCUGCUGGUCGCGUCGUCCUUCUUGGGGAUGCAUGCCACCCCAUGCUUCCAUACCGUGCUCAAGGUGCUGCAAUGGCAUUCGAAGACGCAGCAGUGCUCGGCUCUCUCUUAUCUCGACUUUCUUCCCUCGCGCAACUACCAAGGCUCCUCUAUGCAUACGAAAGCAUUCGCCGUCCGCGUGCAACAAAGACGCAGCUCGCUAGUCGAAUGAAUCAGUAUAUUUUCCAUCUCCCCGAUGGGCCGGAGCAGGAGCAACGUGAUUCCCAGAUGCGCAGUGCAAUGAAGUUUGAGCUUGAACAGGCGUGCCUGGAAAAAUCACCUGGACUCGAUCAACUUAACGAAGGGAAUGCUAACCAGUGGGCUGAUAAGCAAAAGAAUAUCGAACAAUUCUCCUAUGAUGCAGAUGCGGCGGCGGACUUUUGGCUAGCCGAGAAUGGUGAAAUUUCGUAUAAUUAG
Messenger RNA from Fomitiporia mediterranea MF3/22, 1422 nucleotides. Its product is annotated as FAD/NAD-binding domain-containing protein. NCBI's taxonomy places the organism in Eukaryota, Fungi, Basidiomycota, Agaricomycetes, Hymenochaetales, Hymenochaetaceae. Gene Ontology annotation, molecular function: monooxygenase activity; FAD binding. Gene Ontology annotation, biological process: secondary metabolite biosynthetic process. Bases 1 to 1422 code for a protein of 473 amino acids. The record is from RefSeq and is a predicted model, not a curated record. The transcript is spliced from 4 exons.